Colletotrichum navitas is the source of this 897-nucleotide messenger RNA. RefSeq lists its product as uncharacterized. The transcript has a single exon. Lineage: Eukaryota; Fungi; Ascomycota; Sordariomycetes; Glomerellales; Glomerellaceae. Bases 182 to 784 code for a protein of 200 amino acids. The record is from RefSeq and is a predicted model, not a curated record.
CAGACAACUGUAUACCAGGACAGAAGUUAAAGCAUGAGCCAGGCAGCCGGUUGCCCUGUUUUCAGUCUGCCCCUGCAGAGCAAUAUAUCCUUAGCCACGGUGGCGAAGAAGACAGCCGUAACCUAGACACGGCCGGAGCCGUAUACGAACAUUGGACGAGGCACAAGGCUGAGAAGGGACGAUGGGCACAAACCAGGACCGGGGGGAAGAGGCGGUGUUGCCAGAACACGAACACGGGCACAAAAAGGCGACUGCGAACGCGAGGCACGCGCGCGCGAGAGAAAGAAGGGCGCAAUCUUCGCCCGCUGGCGGUAGGGGGGGUCUCAGGUUGGCAGCCUUUUUGCCUUUUUUGUUUUUUUUCCACUUUGAGCAUUGUUUGCUUGCCUCAUCCCACGCACACACACACACACACACACUCUCUCUCUCUCUCUCUCUCUUAUCCAGCCGGCCCAUCCGGCCCAUCCUGCUGACCGGGCGGCAACAAAAGGGGCAAUACAGUCGUCGCCUAUCACGAGGGGGUUGUCGGGCCCGACUCGGAGAAGGCCAGGUUGCAUCACACAAAGAAAAUGGCAGACGCUGUCCUCCCCUCCCAUCCCCACGCAUGCAGACACACCCCCUUUUGCUUCACGACGGAUUGCGGGCGCGUACCACUCCAGAUGGCGUUCAGGUCAGCCUCAGGUGGGAAACGGCAAUGAUCCCACGGCACGGGGGAGGCUGCGUGCUGGGCAUUGCCGUCAGUCGUACAACCGCACAAAAAAGGAAACCGCGAAGUGCGUGUGAAUGAAGGCACCUCUAGGGGGAGGGGGUGAUAAGAAGGCCGGCUGCGAUGCGCAUGCAGCCAAGCUACGGCGAUUGUGUUAUAGACCAUAGAUAGAAACCCCCCAAAGGGGCCCGGCG